Molecule: messenger RNA, 2088 nt
Organism: Fusarium keratoplasticum
Lineage: Eukaryota; Fungi; Ascomycota; Sordariomycetes; Hypocreales; Nectriaceae
Product: HET domain-containing protein
Exons: 3
Coding region: 1-2088 (695 amino acids)
Source: RefSeq, a predicted model, not a curated record
AUGACAUCCACAUGGCUGGCCCCGCCAUCGUUCUACUCAAAACGGCUGGCGCCCAAUGAGAUACGGCUUAUGGCCCUGCUACCAGGAAGAUGGAAAGAUCCAAUAUCUUGCCAGAUUGGCAUAGACUCGCUGCUGAAAAAGGAGCGGCGAAACGAUUACAAGGCCCUGUCGUACGCAUGGGGUCUGAGGAGCCGCUCAGACCCACCACAUAUCCGAGUGCAGGACACAAUGCUUCCCAUAACAGUCAAUCUUGAGUGCGCCCUGAGACACCUUCGAUUACCAGAUGAGCCCUUAAUCCUGUGGGUUGACGCAAUAUGUAUCAACCAAGCCGAUGUUUUUGAGAGGACUACUCAAGUCUCGCGCAUGGCAGACAUCUACAGCGAGGCCACUGAGGUCAUCGUCUUCCUUGGUGGCGGCCCGGGCCGUCAGAUGAAGGGUUCCGAGAAGCACAAGGACCCUGGACCAUGUAUCGUUUUCACAAAUACAUAUUUGGACGACAGCUUAACGAAACGGGCUCUCUUGAAUUGGACCACGCCAGGCCGCCGGAAACCGAUCACUCCCUUUGACCUUUUCUGCCUCCUAAGGGUCUUGUCGCAACCUCGCAAAACAUCUGACCCGUUCGAGCCCUUGAGAGAAGUUCCAGACGUCUAUCUCACAGUUAUGUUCGAGGGUUUGCGACAAAUGCUCACAGCCCGCUGGUGGGACCGUAUUUGGGUUGUGCAAGAGGCGGUGAUUGCCAAGAAGAUUACACUGAGAUAUGGGGGUGUUUCUGCUCCAUGGGAGAUGCUUGCUGAUGCUGCUUCGACACACUUCCAGCGAGCUGAAGCUCACUAUGCUAGCCCAGUUCCGAGGAAUGAUGUCAAAGUCUUGAAUCUCCUCUCACGAGUACAAGACAUUGACAGCUUCCGCCGAGCGUGGGGAGAAAACGAGAAGCCCAAAAUCUUGUCACUUUUGAGGGAAUUCAGCAACCGCAAAGCUUCCGACGAGCGAGACAAGGUGUAUGCCUUGCUCGGCCUAUGCGACCAAGAUACCGGCAUCAGGCCAGAUUACUCGUCCGAGGUCCGAGAAACGUACAUGCUGGCCACUAUUGACAUUAUCCUACACAAUCGGUCCCUCUCAGUGCUCACGGGAGACCUUGGCCGGAAAGAGAGGCGAGACCUGCCGUCAUGGGUUCCAGAUUGGAGUGCCACAUUUGACGAACAUGAUCGAAAACGGGUUCGACUUUUCAACCACUACAAUGCCUGCGGAGAUGCAAGCUGCAGCAUAUUGGAACAUGACAAAAUUGGAGGGCAUAUUGAAGACGAGAUCACCUCUUUAGCCAUGAGCCUAGAGCUGACGCCCGCUCCGAUAUCUCGUCCACCGGAUUCUCUUUCGGAAAUCCUCAUGCAGUACAAAUCCGCCCAUCCGGAAGCCAGAAGUGCCUGCGACAGGUUGAUUGCAUGCUGCAGGUCAGACGGCCAACCAGAUAUCGAACCCUGGAUUGACUACAGCAUCGUUGAAUUCGAGCCCCUCAAGUGGGAAGGUUGCUUGAAAGUGAGCGGCUGUUGCAUUGGCACUGUAGAGAAGACAAUGCCACCCCUUUACUCAUCUUCCGACAUGGACGCAGUUUCAGACGCAAUCACUGCCUGGCACAAACACGCAGAGUUGUCACAGCCUCUUGAUUUUAGACGGAAUGACUUUGUGUCUACAAUCUUGUCAGGUGUCAAAAAGACUCCAAACGGAUUCGAAAGACUUGGGGCAGACGACGAACUGGCAAUAAGCUACUGGUACCGAUGCAAGAUUGAGAAAGAGGACCUGGACUGGCCAGACCCGAACCUAGCACCGCCUACACCUGAAACUUUGGAUGGUUUCACUGAAGUCAUGCGCUUGUCCGUUACCAAUCGGACCUUCUUCAUCAUACGAGGCGGCGGGAUGGGCCUGGGUCCAGCUUCCAUUGCCAAAGGUGAUGAGAUACAUGCACUUCCUGGUGGCAAGCUGCCUUGGCGACUGCUUCCUCCACGGCGCGAUGGACUAUCAGCUGGGCUCCCUUCAACGCGCGGGUCUUCCAGCGAAGUUCUUUCAUCAGGUGGCGGACAUACUACAAAAUAA